Molecule: messenger RNA, 1449 nt
Organism: Salvia hispanica
Lineage: Eukaryota; Viridiplantae; Streptophyta; Magnoliopsida; Lamiales; Lamiaceae
Gene: TBL31
Product: trichome birefringence-like protein (DUF828)
Cellular component (GO): Golgi apparatus
Molecular function (GO): O-acetyltransferase activity
Source: RefSeq, a predicted model, not a curated record
CCAAACAUAUCACAUAACAUAACCACCAUGACCACACUGCACCACCGACGGAUCCACCUCCUCUUCCGCCUCUCCGUCGUGGCGGUCCUCGCGCUCGGGGCAGCUCGAGUCAUUGUAGAUAGCUCCCGGAACAGCUACAGCAUGUGGCCGAGCAGCUCGAUGCUGCUGGAGUGGACAACUGGCCGCAGAUAUACGACUGCAGUUCCGAUCGAUGUAUCCGUGGACGAGGAAAUCGAGGAGGGGUGCAAUGUGUUCCAAGGUAGCUGGAUUCGGGAUAAUGAGAGUUUUCCUCUCUAUGGAGAAGAAAGUUGCCCGUUUCUGGUGAAACAGACAACUUGCGUCAGGAAUGGCAGAUCCGAUUCUUUUUAUCAGAACUGGAGGUGGCAGCCUGACGCGUGUGAUUUGCCAAGGUUUGAUGGUAUGAAGUUAAUGGAGAUGUUGAGAAACAAAAGAUUGAUGUUUGUUGGAGAUUCAGUGCAAAGAGGCAUGUUUGAGUCCAUGAUUUGUUUAGUACACUCUGCACUUCCUCGAGUUGUAACGAGAUCCCUCCAUCGCAUACCUCCGAGGAAAGUUUUCAGAGUCGAGGAAUUCAAUGCAUCCAUCGAGUACUACUGGGCGCCUUUCCUAAUCGAGUCGAUAUCAGACCAUGCAACGAACCACACCGUGAUGAAACGACUAGUGAAGCUCGAUUCCGUAGCUAAGCAUAGCAAGGAGUGGGAAGGAGCCGAUGUUUUGAUUUUCGAGAGUUAUAUAUGGUGGAUGUACAAACCUACGAUCAAUGCCACGUACGGAUCUCUCGACAACGUCCAAGAAUACGACGUGACAACGGCAUAUAGGUUGGCAAUGGAGACGUGGGCGAACUGGGUCGAUUCGCGCAUCAAUCCCGAAACCCAGAAGAUCUUCUUCGCAACAAUGUCACCUACACACUUAUGGAGUUGGGAAUGGAAGCCCGGGACAGACGGGAACUGCUUCAGCGAGACACACCCGAUUGAAGGGCCGUACUGGGGGACUGGUUCGAACCUUGACAUCAUGGGGGUCGUGGAAGAUGUACUCGGGAGAUUAAAGGUUAAUGUUACUGUUUUGAACAUCACCCAGUUGUCCGAAUACAGAAAAGAUGGCCAUCCUUCGAUUUUCGGGGAAAGAAAGGGAAAGCUCUUAACGAAAGAACAGAGAUCCGAUCCCAAGAAUUAUGCAGAUUGCAUACAUUGGUGCUUACCUGGAGUGCCCGAUACUUGGAACGAGAUUUUCUACGCGCUACUUUUACAAGAUUAUCGCGAUCAAUCCAUAAUAUGACUAGCUAGAAUGAUGUGAUGUAAUGUAUGAGAGGAGACACCUUUUUUGUCCGUCGGGAAACCACUGCCUCCGGCAGAGAAUAGGUCGAGGAACUGUCAAGAAGUAAUCAGUAUCAAAAACAUCCACAGCCUAUGUCAGUGAGAAUUUUAUGAUUCA